This is a messenger RNA of Otolemur garnettii (small-eared galago), 1017 nucleotides long. RefSeq names its product tubulin gamma-2 chain. Lineage: Eukaryota; Metazoa; Chordata; Mammalia; Primates; Galagidae. The record is from RefSeq and is a predicted model, not a curated record. Gene Ontology annotation, molecular function: GTP binding; structural constituent of cytoskeleton. The transcript has 9 exons. Gene Ontology annotation, biological process: microtubule nucleation; mitotic spindle organization; mitotic sister chromatid segregation. Gene Ontology annotation, cellular component: spindle; gamma-tubulin complex; nucleus. The coding region runs from base 1 to 1017 and encodes 338 amino acids.
AUGCCUCGGGAGAUCAUCACCCUGCAGCUGGGCCAGUGCGGCAACCAGAUUGGGUUCGAGUUCUGGAAACAGCUGUGCGCCGAGCAUGGUAUCAGCCCCGAGGGCAUCGUGGAGGAAUUCGCCACCGAGGGCACUGACCGCAAAGACGUCUUUUUCUACCAGGCAGACGAUGAGCACUACAUCCCCCGGGCUGUGCUGCUGGAUCUGGAGCCCCGGGUGAUCCACUCCAUCCUCAACUCCCCCUAUGCCAAGCUCUACAACCCAGAGAACAUCUACCUGUCGGAGCAUGGAGGAGGAGCGGGCAACAACUGGGCCAGUGGAUUCUCCCAGGGUGAGAAAAUCCACGAAGACAUCUUUGACAUCAUAGACAGAGAAGCAGAUGGAAGUGACAGUCUAGAGGGUUUUGUGCUGUGUCAUUCCAUUGCUGGGGGGACAGGUUCUGGCGUGGGCUCCUACCUUCUAGAGAGACUGAAUGACAGGUACCCCAAGAAGCUGGUGCAGACAUACUCAGUGUUCCCCUACCAGGAUGAGAUGAGUGACGUGGUGGUCCAGCCCUACAACUCUCUCCUCACACUCAAGAGGCUAACCCAGAAUGUAGACUGUGUGGUGGUGCUGGACAACACAGCCCUGAACCGGAUCGCCACAGACCGCCUACACAUCCAGAACCCGUCCUUCUCCCAGAUCAAUCAGCUGUUGGCCAACUUCAUCCCCUGGGGCCCAGCCAGCAUCCAGGUGGCCCUGUCAAGGAAGUCUCCCUACCUGCCCUCAGCGCAUCGAGUCAGUGGGCUCAUGAUGGCCAACCACACUAGUAUCUCCUCGCUCUUUGAACGUUCCUGCCAGCAGUUUGACAAGCUGAGGAAGCGGGAUGCCUUCCUAGAGCAGUUUCGCAAGGAGGACAUAUUCAAGGACAACUUUGAUGAGAUGGACAGGUCCAGAGAAGUUGUACAGGAGCUCAUAGAUGAAUACCAUGCUGCCACACAGCCAGACUACAUCUCCUGGGGCACCCAGGAGCAGUGA